This is a messenger RNA of Heterostelium album PN500, 1629 nucleotides long. RefSeq names its product MINDY family deubiquitinase (gene fam63B). NCBI's taxonomy places the organism in Eukaryota, Evosea, Eumycetozoa, Acytosteliales, Acytosteliaceae. Gene Ontology annotation, molecular function: cysteine-type carboxypeptidase activity; cysteine-type deubiquitinase activity; K48-linked deubiquitinase activity. Gene Ontology annotation, cellular component: cytosol; cell periphery. The record is from RefSeq and is a predicted model, not a curated record. The coding region runs from base 1 to 1629 and encodes 542 amino acids. The transcript has 5 exons. Gene Ontology annotation, biological process: protein K48-linked deubiquitination.
AUGUCUGAACCAAUAGCAACAUCACCUACAACUACAACUACUACAACUUCAACAUCGAAUACAAGUAAUAAUAAUAAUAAUAAUAAUACAACAAUGAUUCCAAAUAAAGUAUCUCCAUCAUUGAAUGGAUCACAACAACAACAGCAACAAAAAGGAAGUGAUUCGCCAACACAACAAACAGCACAACCAGAGAUUUUCAGUGUUAAAACUGUGAUGUUCAAUGAAAAAAAGAGAAAUAUCGUCACACAAAAGCAAAACGGUCCAUGUCCGUUGAUUGCAAUUAUUAAUAUUCUAUCAUUAAGAGGUUGUGUUGAUUUACCUGAAAUUCCAAUUACAUAUGACGAUUUAGUUACAAGAAUAGGUUCUUAUCUUUUAGAGAAUACUCCACAAUUUAAAGAUGGAGAAUCACAAGUAGAUCAUGAAAUAAAGAUGAAUCAUUCAAUGAAUAUUCUACCAUCAUUAGUUAAUGGAUUGAUAUUAGAUAUAAGAUUUACAGGGUAUCGUAUCUAUAAUUUCGAUACAUCUUGUGAUACUAAUAUAUUCCAAUUGUUAAAUAUCGAUUUGGUACAUGGAUGGCUGGUGGAUCCUCAGGAUGUUGAAUUGGUUUCGAUCAUCGGAGACAAGACCUAUAAUCAAAUCAUUGAGAAACUAUAUCUACAUCAAAGUAAACAAGCGAAUAACAACAACACCAAUCAUCCAGCAGCAGCAGCAACUCUAUCCCCAAAGGAAGUUAAGGAUAUACCUUCAUCACCUCCACCUCCUUAUCCAUCUUUAGACAACAAUAACAACAAUAGCAACAACAGUAAAAAUGAAAGUAGUAAUAAUGAUAAUGAUGAUGAGGUUUACGAUGAAUUUGAUCCUAUUCCUAAGAAAUCUAAUUCACCUAAAACAACGACGACAACAACUACGACUACGACGACGACAACAACAACAACUUCUACUACUUCAACAACAGCAAACAAUAACAAUAGCAAUAAUAAUAGUGAUAAAGGAAAACAAGAUGUUCAUGGAUUCCCAAAGGAUAUUUUAACAGAGGAAGAUGAUAGUUAUUCGAGUGGACUUUCAUCGGAUGAUAUUGUAGUCGAUAUGAAGAUAGCACAGUUCUUGAAGGAUACAUCGUCACAACUAUCGUAUCACGGACUGUAUGAGCUACAUUCUAAUCUCAAGGAAGGUGAACUUUCUAUACUUUUUAGAAACAAUCAUUUCGCAACUAUCUACAAAUCAGCUGGUUCUCUCUAUCUCUUGAUUACCGAUGAAGGUUACAUUCAAGAACCCGUUGUUUGGGAAAGAUUAUCACAAAUAAAUGGAGAUUCAGAGUUUUUAUUAUCAGAUUUCAAACCAUACCAGAAAAUAGAUCCAUAUUCAAACUUUUCUAAUUCUCCCAAGGUUGGAGAUGCCACUGUUGUUCCCACAGAGUUUAUGACUGAUGAAGAAUAUGCUAAAUAUCUACAGGAUCAAACUAAUGCCAAUCCAGAUACAGAUCGUGACUUUGCAGUUGCAUUACAAUUACAAAAUCAAGAGAAUCAAAGAGGUAAAAAGCGUUCAAAUAACAACAAGCAACAUCAACAAAGAGAUGACAAAGAUAAAGGUGAUAAGGAAAAGGAUAAGAGUAAAUGUAAAUUACAAUAA